ACGGUCAUCCAACUCGGGACUCUUUCUAGAGUUCCGAUUUGCUGACCUGAAGAUCACUGACGUCAUGAUUUGACCUCGUAUUUUUCCGAGUUCCCAGUUGUUUUGAAGGCGGCAUUUUAUCAAAGUGAAAGUUGAUUGUCAACAACACACUGCAACUGCAGAGCUACAAGGAGAUAGAUCGAUUGUUGCAAAAUAUUUUGCCAUAGAACGACAUAUACAAGGACAGAAAAAGCCUCGACGAUAAUAAAAUGAGCCGUCUGCAAGAUGAAUUUGAGCUGGAGAAAAGUGUCAGGCGGUUCAGGGAGACAUUCCAUGGAAAGAUAGCAGUGGAAAAGGCAACCUUACUGAUGAGACGCUAUGCCAACAACCAUCACAUGGUCACCUGGGCAGUUAUACUGAAGAAAGGCAACGAGCUGGAUGAUGAGGACAGAAAAUGCUUACAGACGGAUCAGGCUGUCAAGAACGUGGUGCAGAGACUCACAGCUGAGGAGAGGGAACGUCAGGUCCCUCCUGCACAACAGCCCCGAGGUAGCAGACACCCUGAAGACGAUAAUGAUAUUAAGGAGCUGGGAGAGCUUCUGCGGGUCCUGCCUCUCACUGAGAAGAACAAGCGAAUGUUUGAUAAUGCCCAGCGCCACCUCACCCCCUCUGUCCUGCACCAGUUUGCCUGCCAGACCUGUGACAAGGACUGGUGGCGUCGGGUACCCCAGAGGAAAAGGGUAUCUCGCUGUCACCUGUGCAAGAAAAAAUAUGACCCUGUCCCUUAUGACAAAAUGUGGGGUAUUGGAGAGUUCUGCUGCACCAAAUGCACACGCUCCUUCAGGGGCUUUGGGAGGAUGGAUUUGGGCUCCCCCUGCUACUCCUGCCGAACUCUGGUGACCCCAACAGAGAUUCUUCCUCCACGCAAGGGAGUGGUAGGAAUAGUAGGACCCAGGAAACCUAUCCCACACAGCUGCCUCGCUGAGGACUGUUACAACAGACAAGAGCCCCAUGUUCCUGGGACAGAGUGUGUCCACCCCCGCAGUCGCCAGAGGAACAGGAAGCCUCGUGUGGUGAACCCCAGCUCCAUCCACAUCAGCUCCGGCUCCACCGUCAACACCUGCCUGAGCCAAGGAAGCCUGGAGAACCUGUACGACCUCAUCAUGGAUGACAUCAGAGAGGAGAGUGAGGAAGACAACAGUAGUGGCGGCGGCAGCAGCAGCAGCAGCUAGAGCACCACUGAUGUGACCAGUGCCCAACACAGUCGUGAGCAGCUUCCCUGCUUCCCCAAUGGUGCUUCCAACGAUCAGGAUUUUCUUAGGUUCACGUUCAGUGUAAGGAUGGCAUCUCAUAAGCCUACUGAUAUAGUAUUGGUUUUACUUUCCUUUUAUUUUAAAAACCAUGAAAAGACAGCUCAAUAUUCACAACAGGCAGAUGGUAUAAGUGAGAUGAUAUAUAACUAGUUUCAUGUUUUGCUUUUGGCUUUGUUUAUGCUUACUGAAGUGUUGCUGCUGUUGCUGCUUUGUUAAUGUCUGAAUGACAAGGGGAGAUUGACCGCACUGGCUACUGCCCAAAACUCUGACUUUACUUUUGGUUACCUAUUCAGGAGUUAGCUUUCUAGUAAUGUGUGUGUUCAAACACAUUUGUCAUAUCAACUUGAACAAGAAUAUAUUAUAAAACACAAAUAAUGCAUUUUGGUUUCCCCCCCCAAAAAAAACAAAUAAUGCAUUAUGAAAUCUUACUAUUAUUAAUUUUCAAUACGACUCAGGUUCAAAUCAAAUUGUAUUUGUCACAUGCGCCGAAUACAACAGGUGUAGACCUUACGUGAAAUGCUUACUUACAAGCCCUUAACCAACAAUGCAGAGUUAAACAAAUUAAAAAAGUAAGAAAAUAUGUGCACAAAAAAACUACAGUUUAUAAACGUAACACAAUAAAAUAACAAUAACGAGCCUAUAUACAGGGGGUACCGGUACAGAGUCAAUGUGCGGGGUACAGG
Coregonus clupeaformis (lake whitefish) is the source of this 1975-nucleotide messenger RNA. Its product is annotated as shiftless antiviral inhibitor of ribosomal frameshifting protein homolog. Lineage: Eukaryota; Metazoa; Chordata; Actinopteri; Salmoniformes; Salmonidae. Gene Ontology annotation, biological process: viral translational frameshifting; innate immune response. The transcript is spliced from 9 exons. Gene Ontology annotation, molecular function: sequence-specific mRNA binding; ribosome binding. The record is from RefSeq and is a predicted model, not a curated record. The coding region runs from base 249 to 1211 and encodes 320 amino acids.